Molecule: messenger RNA, 4716 nt
Organism: Melopsittacus undulatus (budgerigar)
Lineage: Eukaryota; Metazoa; Chordata; Aves; Psittaciformes; Psittaculidae
Gene: SLC38A11
Product: solute carrier family 38 member 11
Exons: 11
Coding region: 175-1386 (403 amino acids)
Biological process (GO): amino acid transmembrane transport
Molecular function (GO): L-amino acid transmembrane transporter activity
Source: RefSeq, a predicted model, not a curated record
GCUGGUCCAGGCGGCAGGGCCAGCUCCGCCAGCUCUCGGCUUUCCCAAGCCUAUGAAGGUGCCGUGGCACCCUGCGAGCCCGCUGCCCGCCGCGUCUCUCCACUCCUUCCUCCGGGCCCCGCAGGGCUCAGGAAGCAACUCGGAAGCGACACGCCUGCCCCGCGGCAGCCGUCGAUGGAGCGCGACGAGCCGGAGCCGCUGCCGGCCGCUGCUCGGCAGGUAGAUGACCAAACAGCCCUUGUUAGUAAACCCAGGAAGAAAGGAGGAAAAGGUGAUCUAGCAUCAGCUGGAUUUAACAUUAUCAACUCUAUCAUAGGAUCAGGUAUAAUUGGAUUGCCAUAUUCAAUGAAGGAAGCUGGUUUUCCACUAGGAGUACUGCUUUUAUUUGGAGUUGCCUAUAUUACAGAUUAUUCCAUUAUAUUACUGAUCAAAGGAGGAAACCUCUCCAGUGCCAACACCUAUCAAGAUCUGGUCAGAAAAACAUUUGGGCUUGUAGGUUAUCUAAUUCUUUCAACUCUUCAAUUUUUAUAUCCAUUUAUUGCUAUGAUCAGUUACAACAUAAUAACUGGAGACACAUUAACUAAAGUUUUUCAGAGAAUUCCUGGAGUUGAACCAGAUAACGUGCUUACCGACCGUCACUUCAUAAUCCUUCUUACCACCAUCAUCUUUACGUUGCCUAUAUCUUUAUAUCGAGACAUAGCAAAACUAGGAAAGGUAUCUCUUAUUUCUCUGAUUUUAACCAUUGUCAUCCUGAUUAUUGUGAUGGUGAGAACAGUAACAUUCAGUCCACAAGUACCCAAAUCAGAUAAUGCAUGGAUAUUUGCAAAAUCAAAUGCAGUACAAGCUGUUGGGGUGAUGUCAUUUGCAUUCAUCUGCAACCAUAACAGCUUUUUAAUAUAUGGGUCUCUGGAAGAACCCACAUUAAAGAACUGGUCUCGAGUCACACAUGUGUCUGUCUCACUUGCUCUUAUUAUCAGUGUAGUGUUUGCCGCAUGUGGAUAUAUGACUUUUACAGGAUACACAGAAGGAGAUCUAUUUGAAAACUACUGCAGAGAUGAUAGUCUUGCUACAUUUGGAAGAUUUUGUUAUGGAGUUACUGUAAUUCUGACCUUCCCUCUUGAAUGUUUUGUAACCAGAGAGGGAGUUCUGAGUGCUACCCCACUUGUUUUUAUCAUCCCAUCAGCGUGUUACCUAAAGUUGUCCAAAGAGCGAUGGAACCAUUCAGAUAACCUCAUAUCCUGCCUGAUUCUUGUUGUUGGUGUGCUAGUGAUGACAGUUGGGUUUGUUUUGACUGUAUUGCAUCCCCAGGAAUGUAGCCAUGGAAAAGAAAUGUUCUACUGUUUCUCUAGUAAUAUUUCUUCUCACAACAGUACACUUCCACCAUAGGUAGAAUACUGAUCUGCAGACUAGGUCAUAUACAUCUCAUAGCAAGCCAUACAUGCCAGUUCAAAUGAGAGUGGAACAAAGAGCUUUACUGUUUUGAUACGCACUAAGCAUUUUAAACUGUGUAACUGGAAUUACGUACUUGGUUUUAUGGUGCCAUCCUUUUUCAGGUAAGACUUAAGUUUUAGCUGUUGAAACAGAAAUUCUCAGAGGUGCCUUUCAGUAGACAUUACUAGAAUAACUUGCAAACCUGUCAAAAAAGGCUGCAUUUUUUUUAACUUAGUCUUACAGCUGAUUAAAAUCUGUAAAUAAAACGUUUAGGAAUGUAGACAUCUCCAAUGUUUCAUUGCUGUAGUUUGGUUUGUACUAAUUUUAAAAUCUUUUAAUGUAUAUUUAUUAGCACACUAUAGUAUGAGGUUCUUUUGAAGUCUUGAAAAAAAAGAAAAAGCAUGCCUGGAUCUGUCUAUGUGUUAAACUUCUGCUCUUCAGUUGAAAGAGCCCUAUUAAUUGUGUCUUUGAUUUUACCAUAACUGUCCUGUAGUGCUGAAAGCAUCCUUUGUACUGGCUCUAGAGUCAAGAGCAAUUUUGUAUUCUGACUGAACUGUAACUGAUGCAAUUCAACUGUUAUUGUUACAACUUUUGGUCUUCUAAUUAAAAGAUACUGCAUGAAUAAAUCUACACAGGUGAAUUUUAAAAGACUCAAGUAAACAGUCUGUAAAAAUUUCAGGAUUGACAGAAAAGAAAAUAUAAGAAACACAUCUUGGUUCUUACAUUUAUAACCCUAUUGAUUAUUUCUGAAGCUGGAUUGAAAUAUGGCUAUAUGCUAGGCCUGUGCGGCCUUAACAAUAUCUGUAAGAAAACAUUCUGGACUUGGUUAUCAUUCUAGUCCUCUGUUUCUUUUCAAUAUAUGGCUAUUGAAUUUUUUUUAAUGGCUUGUUAAAUUUCAGUGUUUUGUUUUUUUUUUUUUUAUGUUCUCCAAAGUCUGUUUAACAUUAAGGAUUCAUGUGUGUGUGUAUAUAUAUAUAUAUAUAUGCAUAUAUAUGUGCACAUACAUAUAUAUACACAAAUACAUAGAUAUGCCUAUAGAAUACAAGUGACUUGAAGUUGAGAAUGUUGGUAUCCUCAGUAUCAGUGCAGGGAUUUUGAAUAUAUUUUGCUAACAAAUCAAACUCUGUACUUUCAGUUAGGUUUUGUGAUCAUUGUGGUUCCUUUUGCCCAUCAUUCCUUGACAGCUAUAUUGAAUAAUGCUACUCCAUUUUUAUGUUUUUAAAUGAGGUAGUGAUGGUUUUUGUCUUCAGUUCAUUUUGCGUGACACAGCUAUUUUUUUCAAGCUAGUAGCUAAAUAGAUCUUUAAGCAAGGAUUGAUAGAUUGUAAUAAUACUCAUAGGAAUAACACACUUCUUCUGAAAGCAGUGCUUUAAUAAUAAAUGUUUUAAGUAUUGUUGGGGUUUUUGGAAUGGUAGAUUUCCUUUGUUUGUUUCUUUUUAAGUCAUAAAACUAUUAGAGACUUUAAAUUGUUAUUUUGCUUUAAUUUCCCUAAACAGAGUCUACUUUAAGGGUGAUAAUUUAUCUGUAGGCCAGAUACGUGGUACUGUUGAUAGAAUAUUUUUCAUAAGUAGAUAGACCUACCAGAUUAGAUCCAGCAAUAGCUGAUUUUUGUCUUAGCUGUGGAUAAGUAGUCACUGGAUAGAUUCAUCUCCUUCUGUGCCAAAUGGAGUUAAGUAUUUCCUUGUGACAGCUGAUAAGAGCUUUCUGGUGAAUCAGAAAUCUCUCAUAAGUCUCAUAAGCUUUUUUGCUCUUAAGUAUGUUACCACUGUUUCAAGUAUUAAUUAUAAGCUAUCCCUGCUUUACAGGGUCUAUAGAAUAAUUUAUAGGAUGUGUUGUAGUAUUGCCUGUUUAACAUCAAGAUUGUUUUGAAGUUCUGUCAAAUAUUAAAUUACAUUUACCUGUCCAUUAUGAAGGCCAAGGCUUUCUAUGACUUUGUACUUUAUAACUGCAGAUUUAAAAAAAAUUGGUUUCAUGAUGCUUUGUAAUUUGAAAAGUAAAAAGUCUCAGGUUGUAAUGUUCGGUUAAAUUUUCACUGAUUAUAAAACAUCUUUUGCUCGUAAAAGUUUCUUUUGCAGAAACUAAUUGCAUUAAUGUAAUCAUAUUAGCAGUUAUCAUUCAUGAAUUUGCCAGGGGAUGAUGGGGCUGUCUCAACAAUAAAUAUACUGAAAAAGGAAGUCAGAUGUCUUGGAUGCCAGAAUUUAAAGUUAACUGCUAGUUUGCUAAUGGCUUUAUAGAAGCUAUUUUUAUUUCCUUUCCAGUAUUACACAGUUUAGCUUACCUUUAGUGAAGUGGCAAGUAACAGUAACCUGCUAUAUGCUUUCUUAGGACCUAGGUAGUCUGAAUACAGAAAGAAGCACCUUUUUAUUUCAUAAUAAAAGCUGUGAUAGCCAAUGUUUUUUGGAAGCAGUUAAGACUCACAAAAAUAAAGUUGUACCUAUCACUAAAGCAAUAUGGAAAAAAAUUAAAGAUAUAAAAAUAAAGCUCAUAUAAAUAUGACAGUAGGUAAGUCCUGUUGCAAUAGUAAAGAAAGAUAUGAAAACAUAAAAGGAAACAUUACAGAAAAAAUAUUACAACAACACUGAAGAAUUGCUAGUGAAUAUACUUUAAGCUUCAAACAGAAAUGUCCUUCUGUGAUUAAAAAAAUAAGGCAAAAGCAGCAAUUUACAAUCUGGUAGUUUUAAUGGAGCUUACUGAGAAUUAAUGAGAACUAAUUACUACCUGGUUUUAUACUCUUUUUGCACUGCAGAAUAUACUUUUGAUUUGUAGGUAUAAAGUAGGUUUGGUUGGUAAGCUAGAGGGAUAUAUCAUUGCUUAACUACUGAACAAAUCACAACCUCUGUUUCUUGGUAUUUCAGUACAGUAAAGGUUUCUUUUUUAUCUUUGUAUCUUUUCAAAAUGUUUAUCUUGGUUUGGCUUGUUAAGUGCAAACUGGAGUUUGUUUUAGCUUGGUAAAAUCCUUUGGGAUGCUGUCACUGGCUUCAGGAUGUGCAGGAUCCAUAGUACUUAAAGCAGAGGUGUGCUGUGUAUAGAAGUAGAGCGAGUGCUGGAAGUAGUGAUAUCCCUGACUCUAAAUGCUCUGUGGUGACAGGACUUCAUGGAAUCCAGGCAGAAGGAGAGCAGCAAUAUUCCACAAGCACUUACUGGCAGGUUUUUCAUAUCAAAAGCUGGUAGUGUGACUCACUAUUUCUUCCAAGUUCCUCUCUCUAGCUGAGAAGGCAUUUCAGGACACCAGAUGUACAAUUACCAUUCUUAACAGAAGCUAAGCAGACGGUUUCUGACUUUCUU